AUGGUGUGUGAACGAAACAUACGACCAAGUACGAAACGAGUGCGGAGUUCCGAUCCGUGGUUCUGCUCUCCUGCGAGGGAAGCAGCUGGAGACGAACGAAGCAUGAGGACGGAGGAAGCGGACACACCGCCAGGGGUAGAAACAACCUACACGGAGAAGGGGAUAUGGCAGAUUUACCCCCAGGGGGAUUUGCAAAGAGCAAAAGAGACCACAGAGAGCCCCCCCACACACAUGUACCCGCUGAUCAAAACGGCGUAUGUGUAUGAGGAUGAGGGUGACAAUUGUCCCCAACUUAUUACUAAAGGGGUCCCAUUUACUGCAACUGAACUAGCAAAGCUGAGAAAGGACUUUGCGAGGACUACAAAGGAAUCAGGAGACCGAGUACAUGCAGAGAGUGUCUUUAUCGGGGGGGGGAUGGAUGGGAUCUUACUGUCAGAAAAGGAGGCGGAAGGGUAUUGGAGUCCGGGUGUGUUUUUAACUACGGGCAAUUGUCGAGCCCCAUGGUCGUUGACCCAGAGAGCUGCGCACUGGGGGGGCUUGAGCCCCCUGGAAAGGGGAGACCCCUUAGCUAUAAUGGGCACGGUAGACCAAUUAGUAGAGAGUGUGCAAAAGGUGGCGUGCCUUCAGAUGAUGUGUGACUGGGAGCUCAAGCCCAACCUGGGCUCCCCAAUGUUAAUGCCUGUAGACCUGGAGAGAAUGACUGCCCUGAUACGGGGACUUCCCGACUCCCUGAAACCGACUGGGAUCCAAUUGCAAGGGAGGAUUUAUAACACCCCCGGUGAAGAAAGGAUUGCAGCUGCUGGGGAGGGGAUAACGACCCCUGACUACCAGAGGCCAGGGAAGAAAGUAUGGACAUGGGGGGAGGUAGCUCAGGAGUUAAUUGAUUUCAGGAGGAAAUACGGCCCUGUUAGUGGACCACCCCAAAGAACCAAGACCAGCGCUGGGCGAGUUAGUGGGUGGCAGUCAUCCCUUGGGAGUGGCCGGGACCCGACCGGGAAAGAAAGACCCCUGAGUCGUCAGGGACUGUGGCAGGUGGGGCUCCAGAAAGGCGUUCCCCGAGAUUUAAUGGACGGGCUCCCAACCAAGAAAUUAGAGCAGCUCAUGCGGAGAUGGUCAGAGCAAAGGGCCAUUUUGAGGCCAACUCCUAGCACCCCACCCCUGAUAAACUUUGGGGAGAAACCAGCCAGGGGAAGAAAAGGUGGUGGAAAACUAAAACCUCCGCCCCCUGAACGUGAGUGGGAGGGUGGAGGGUGGAUGUUCGUAAGACAACUCACCUGCAAUGCAAAGGGAGACUUGCUGCUUACGGUAGCAGUAGGACCAAAGAAAAGACCGGUAACCUUUUUAAUCAACACGGGGGCGCAUAUUACUGCGCUGAGGUGA
Nipponia nippon (crested ibis) is the source of this 1380-nucleotide messenger RNA. The record is from RefSeq and is a predicted model, not a curated record. Lineage: Eukaryota; Metazoa; Chordata; Aves; Pelecaniformes; Threskiornithidae.